Messenger RNA from Penicillium soppii, 1542 nucleotides. RefSeq names its product rhomboid family membrane protein. Bases 1 to 1542 code for a protein of 513 amino acids. Gene Ontology annotation, biological process: proteolysis. Gene Ontology annotation, molecular function: serine-type endopeptidase activity. Gene Ontology annotation, cellular component: membrane. The transcript is spliced from 2 exons. Lineage: Eukaryota; Fungi; Ascomycota; Eurotiomycetes; Eurotiales; Aspergillaceae. The record is from RefSeq and is a predicted model, not a curated record.
AUGGCCGCCAAUGACUACUACCACACCAAUAUCCCACAACCCCCAAGCUAUGAUCAGGCUGUGCCAGGGAAGACAGAUCACACAGCGAACACAGUCCCUGGAAUAGGGUAUCAAUAUCACAACAACCACGACGAUCCCUCAGCUCCUUACCACAAUCGAGAAAGUCAACAAUCAUUUGUCUCGGAGAAUGGACAAUAUCAGACAGCAGGCCGGGCGGGCGAAGGCGACCACUACUCAGAGAACAUCCCUUUAAAGGCCAACACACAAUAUGGAAACAAUCCUGAUUGGAUGCGCCAGCAGACUCAUUAUCCCCCAUCGCCAGGGGGGCUCGAGGAUAGCCGCCAACGUGAUAGCCGAAAGAAAAAGGGAUUCUUCAACAAAAAGAUUGCCUGGGCCACAUACCUUUUGACAUUAGCCCAGAUCAUCGUGUUCAUUGUCGAACUGGUCAAGAAUGCUCAGUUGACAGGGUCAAUCAUUGAGACGAAACCCACCUUUAAUCCGAUGAUCGGACCAUCGCCAUACAUCCAAAUUUAUAUGGGAGCACGCUACGACCCGUGCAUGAAGAACGUGGAGGGAAUUCAGAACGCCAAUACAACCAUCGGAUGGCCCUGUCCAUCGACCACCUCGACGACGACUGGCCAAAAUUGCACCUUGUCACAACUUUGCUCUUUCGGCGGUGUUCCCAACCCUGUCCCUAAUGGGUCAACAGAUGACCAGCCGGCUCCCAACCAGUGGUACCGGUUUAUCAUCCCCAUGUUCUUACACGGCGGAUUCGUUCAUAUUGGCUUCAACCUGCUGGUUCAGAUGACCAUGGGUGCAGACAUGGAACGUAUGAUCGGUGUCUGGCGGUACACGGUGACAUACUUCGCCAGUGGUAUCUUUGGUUUUGUCUUAGGUGGAAACUAUGCGUCUCAGCUCGACCCUAGUGAUGGAUGCUCUGGUGCUCUGUUUGGUAUCCUUGCACUCCAUCUACUGGAUCUGCUGUACGACUGGCCCCAGCGCGAGUCCCCGUGGGUCGAGCUGAUCAUCAUGGUCCUGGGUGUGGCCGUUUCAUUCGUUCUUGGCCUUCUCCCAGGAUUGGACAACUUUUCUCACAUCGGUGGCUUCAUUAUGGGUCUGGCUAUUGGCUUGACUAUUAUGCGGUCUCCCAACGCCCUCCGAGAACGAAUCGGGCUGGCGCGUCAGCCAUACGUUGCCAUGAGCGGCGGUGUUGGUCAAAGUGAAGGUGCGCCGAAUUCUAGAAAGACUGUAUCUUUUUUCGACUUCUUCAAGGGCAAGCGAAGCCUUACCUCCAGCUCCUCUGAAACCCCAGGUGACACCAAGGGUCCACUCUACUUCUUCAAAGGCCGCAAGCCUCUUUGGUGGUUGUGGUGGGUUGUCCGUGCCGGUGCCCUAGUUGCCGUUCUUGUUGGUUUCAUUAUGUUGAUUGUUGACUUUUACAAAUACCCUUCCUCGAACUGCUCUUGGUGUUACAGACUGAGUUGUCUGCCCGUCAAUGGUUGGUGUAAGCAGACCAGCUUGACAUACACCAGCAGCACUUGA